AUGGCUGCUGAAGCACACAUCACUGAAGCACUACGGGAGGAAGAGGAGAGAAGACGCAAACAACUAGCUGAAGGACGCAACAAGGAAGAAAGACGUUUUAAUGAAAGAAUGGCUGCUGAAGCACACAUCACUGAAGCACUACGGGAGGAAGAGGAGAAAAGAAUGGCAGCAGCAGAACGGGAACGUCUUGAUGCUGCCAUAGCUAGCCGCUUGGCUCGCGACGGAGGUGGUGCUAUGAUGGAUACACCCACGACUAGCAUGUCAUCUGGAUCAUCGUCAGAUUCUACGAAACCAAAAGGAACGUAUGAUUUGUCGAACUGGAGAUAUGCUGAACUCAGAGACACGAUCAAUACAAGCACAGGUAGACUAUAGAU
Messenger RNA from Strongylus vulgaris, 374 nucleotides. NCBI's taxonomy places the organism in Eukaryota, Metazoa, Nematoda, Chromadorea, Rhabditida, Strongylidae. The record is from the annotation of a GenBank genome assembly.